Molecule: messenger RNA, 1238 nt
Organism: Aspergillus brunneoviolaceus CBS 621.78
Lineage: Eukaryota; Fungi; Ascomycota; Eurotiomycetes; Eurotiales; Aspergillaceae
Product: elongation of very long chain fatty acids protein
Exons: 3
Coding region: 98-1129 (343 amino acids)
Biological process (GO): fatty acid elongation, monounsaturated fatty acid; very long-chain fatty acid biosynthetic process; fatty acid elongation, polyunsaturated fatty acid
Cellular component (GO): endoplasmic reticulum membrane
Molecular function (GO): fatty acid elongase activity
Source: RefSeq, a predicted model, not a curated record
AGCAGAAAUCUGAGGUCCUUCACACUCCGGGACCUUCAGUCAAUCCGUCCUCCUCAAGUCCUCCUCAAGUGAUUAGGAUCUUGGUCAAUUGCUCACCAUGGCCGCCGAACUUCUCCAGAGCCUGCCCAGGCCAACCAUUGAUCGGCCAUUUGGCAUCCACCUAUGGCCUAUCUUCGACAAGGCCUUCGAGCUUGUUGUGGGAUAUCCCGCCAGCGAGUUCCGCUUCGUUGAGGGCGUCACACCCAUGUCUACAUUCAAGGAGACUGCUGUGAUGCUUGUGGCUUACUAUGUUAUCAUUUUUGGUGGUCGCGCGUUCAUGAAGGACCGUCCUGCUUUCAAGCUCAACACACUGUUCAUGAUCCACAACUUCUACCUGACCGCGAUCAGCGCAACGCUCUUGGCCUUGUUUAUCGAACAACUCCUUCCUACCCUCUGGAGACACGGCGUUUUCUACACUAUCUGCACGCACGAGGGUGGACUUACACAGCCUCUGGUCGUUCUGUACUACCUCAACUACCUGACCAAGUACCUUGAGCUCAUCGACACUGUCUUCCUCUUCCUCAAGAAGAAGCCGUUGACCUUCCUUCACACCUACCACCACGGUGCCACCGCUCUUCUCUGCUACACCCAGCUCAUUGGCUUGACCGCUGUCCAGUGGGUGGUCAUUGACAUCAAUCUCUUGGUUCACGUUGUUAUGUACUGGUACUACUUCCAGAGCGCUCGUGGUAUCCGUAUCUGGUGGAAGGAGUGGAUUACCCGCCUCCAGAUCAUCCAGUUCGUCAUCGAUCUUGGAUUUAUCUACUUCGCCUCCUACACCUAUUUCUCCUCGACCUACUUCCCCUGGGCUCCCAACAUGGGCAAGUGCGCCGGAGAGGAAUUCGCUGCUUUCUCCGGAAUCGCUGUCAUCACUUCCUACCUGUUCUUGUUCAUCUCUUUCUACGUCGCUACCUACAACAAGGCUGCCAAGACUGGCCGUCCUCGUCGUAACACCGGCAGACAGGCUGUUAUUGACAUGGCUAAAUUCGAGGUCUCUGCUCCUUCCACUCCCAACGGACAGGCCAAGUCGAACGGUGCCGCUGUGUCCACCGGACGCUCCAACGGCCCUGUUACCCGCUCCCGCAAGGCCUAGGUGCACGAGUGGUGAGACGGUCUUAGGGGCACAUCUCUUCACUUCUUCGAUGACCCGCUUAGCAAAUCGGCUUCGAAGCGCGGAUUCGUUCUCCCUUCGCUUUCACAGU